AUGGAUAGAUGGACAAGAAGUCAUCCACAAGAACAAAUUCUUGGUGAUCCUCAAGUUGGAGUUCUAACGAGAGCUCAACUAUGUGCGAAGAAUGUGGUACAAAAUGCUAAUCAACAGUUUGGUAUGUUCAAUGUGUUUAUUUUGAAAAUUGAACCAAAGUUAGUAAAGAAUGUUAUGUAUGAUCCUGAUUGGAUUGUAUCCAUGCAAUCUGAAUUUGAUGAGUUUGAGAGAAAUAAAUUUUGGAGACUUGUUCUGAAACCUAAAGAUGUAUCAGUAAUAGGUUUAAAAUGGAUUUUCAAAAAUAAAACUGAUAUAGAGGGGAACAUUGAUAGAAAUAAGGCUAGGCUGGUAGUAAAAGUAUAUUCGCAACAAGAAGGUAUUGAUUAUGAAGAAACCUUUGGCCCUGUCACAAGACUCGAGGCUAUUCGAAUCUUUUUAGCCUAUGCAACACACAAGGAUUUCAACGUAUAUCAAAUGGAUGUGAAGUGUGCCUUUCUUAAUGGAGUGCUAGAAGAAACGGUGUAUGUCGAGCAACCACCAGGUUUUAUCAAUUCACAAUAUCCUGAUCAUUGUUAUGAUCUAGAUAAAGUUGUGUAUGGACUUAAACAAGCACCACGAGCCUGGUAUGCCACUCUUACUAAUUUCUUAAAAUCAUCAAAAUUUAAACAAGGAUCUGUUGAUCCUACUCUCGUUCGUAAGAAAGUUGGGAAUCAUCAUAUGCUUGUUCUAAUUUAUGUUGAUGACAUUAUGUUUGGCUCUACUGAUCCUAAUUUGUCGAAGGAGUUUGAAAAUAUGAUGAAAAGCCAGUUUGAGAUGAGCAUGAUGGGCAAAAUCAACAAUUUUCUAGGAUUAAAUAUUCGUCAAAGCAGAGAAGGUAUCUUUAUCAAUCAAGAGAAGUACUCUCGAAAUCUGCUUGAGAAGUUUGGGAUGACGAAUAGCUCCAAGUUGCGAGUUCCGAUGGCAGUUGGCACAAGACUUGGUCCUUCGUUAGAUAAACCAACUGUUGAUCUAACAUUAUAUAGGAGCAGGAUUGGUUCGUUACUAUAUCUCACAGCUAGUCGACCUGAUAUUAUGUUUGAUGUGUGUAAUUGUGCUAGGUACCAGUCGAAUCCCUGGGUACCUCAUCUAACAGCUAUCACGAACAUUUUUCGUUAUCUCAAAGGAACGGUUUCGUUAGGCUUGUGGUAUCCUUCGAAAACAGGGUUUUUCGUUCAAGCCUUUUUGAGAUGCAAACUUGUGUGGUUGUCAACUAGAUCGAAAAAGCACAAGUGGCGGAUGUCAACUUUUGGAUGGGAAGCUUGUGAGCUGGAAAUCAAAGAAACAAGCGUGUGUUUUGAUUUCCACAGCAGAAGCAGAAUAUGUUGCUAUUGCAUCAUGCACUUCUCAAAUCAUUUGGAUUCAAAGUCAACUGCGUGA
Messenger RNA from Lactuca virosa, 1416 nucleotides. Lineage: Eukaryota; Viridiplantae; Streptophyta; Magnoliopsida; Asterales; Asteraceae. The record is from the annotation of a GenBank genome assembly.